GCUUAGCUUUAUGACACACCUCUGGUGGGGGCGGGGCCACAGUGAAGCCAGCCAAUCACAGGCGCGGACACAAACGCUGCCGCGUCUGAUUGGCCCGGGCGCCUGUCAAUCACAGGAUGAGAGCGCUGUCCUCCAGAACGCACUUUAUUCCGAGAGAGACUCGGAUCCGUCAUGCACCUCAGAGGGGCCUCCGAUCGCCCCGAUGAUGACCGGCCGCCGCGUCACUCCGCCCGGGCCGUCCCCGCCUCGAGACGAGACCCACGAGACAACCGCCAACUUAAUUUAAGAGCGUGACUAAUUAAAACGAGGCCCGCGAUGGAAGGCACGCACACGGUGCUGCGUCUCUACAAACCCAUCCAGGAGCUGAGCUUCAUCAGUCUCUACUUCCCAACGAGGAAGUCCCGAGGCGUCUCACGAGCUGGCCAAACCCCUCGAGAAGUCCGGCCUCGGGAUGAAGACGCUAAACAAAGAGGCCAGUAUCUGUGCGAGGGAGCGGUCACUCAGCUCCGCUGGCUCGCCUCAGAACACCGCCAGCUGCUGACCGAGCUCCUGUCUUUGUGCAGCGACUGCGCAGACAGGAUUAAGAUGGGCAACCAAGACGGGAAGCUUCUGGAAGGAUACGGAGAGCACCUCGGGGGGGAUGCCAGCGGCGCCGGUUCUCCCGAGCGUAAGAGAGCGGCUUCCAGAGUUCGGAAGCUGAAGAAGCUGGGUUCGAAGAGUGCCGAAGAGUUCUUGCAGAGCAGGAUUAAGAAGAAGGUGCAAAGCGGAGCUGCCGAGUUUCCUCCGCUCGCCGGCGUAGACACCCCGGGAUCCGGCUCGUACGUGAGCGUCUCCAGCGAGGCUUUUCUUCCAAUGGAGGAACACUUCCAGAUCGCGAACGACGGGUGGGAUUUCAUGGAGGAACCCCGCUCGUUUGAAUCCGACAUGGAUCUUUGCGCAGAGCUGUCGGAGAUCGAUGACCGACUAGGAGAAAAACGCGAGACUGCGGCCGACGGGAACCGACGAGGUCAACCGAGUUUGGACGUCAAUCAAAGAGAGGUAAGGAUUGAUGGGAAAGAGGAACCCGCGUCUCACGCCGGAAGAGAAGAGGCCAAGGUGAACAAUGAGAGAAGCGUCUCCGGAAGCUCUAACCUCCGUCCCUGGAGCAGGAGCCCCACGUCGAGCUCCCUAACGGCGUCUUAUCCUCCAGCGAGUGCAUCUCCGGUCUUGUCGCCUCUGUCUUCUCAGCUCUCGAGUCCUCAGAUGAACCACCGGAUCGUGUUGCUGCCCGAGGACGACGGAAACCAGCGCUCUUCGAGAGACGAGGUCAAAGUGGGCACCGAGGUCAUGGACAGGAACGGCAACCGGCGGACGGUCACGCGCUUAGACCUGACCCUCAGCAAUCACUUCUGUCUGAACGGAGCCGGGACCUCGAGCGCCACCACCUCAGAAAACUCUCUCCUGCGUCCCGAGGAUAUCUGGAUGCUGGAUGCAGAUGAGUCCGUUACCCAGGAGGCUUUGCUGCGUCCCAGCAGACCGGAUCACCUGGACUUCCUGAGGAUCACUCCGCCGGAGGACGACAUCAUCGGAGACACUCCGUACAAUCCCCGACUCGGAAUAACUUCUGAGGUCACGUCUCCGUCCGAGGCCGAGGACCGGACCCCUGGCCGUCUGCAGGCCGUCUGGCCUCCACCUAAAGAAGAUGGAGAGGAGAAGGUGGGUCUGCGCUACACUGAAGCAGAGCACCAGGCCGCUCUCCUGCAGCUGAAGAGAGAAUGUAAAGAAGAGCUGGAGAAACUUCAGGUGGAUUUCGAGCUGCGGAUCUUCCAGGUUCGAGGCGAGCAUGCGGAGGUGGUGUCUCGUCUGGAGUCUGUCAUCGAUGGGAUGCAGCGGACGCAGACGUAUAACAGCGUCCAGGAGCGUGGCCAGCUGCAGGACGUCUCUGUCUCCACUGAAGACCACCAGCCUUUCAAAAGCUUCCGCAAUGUGUGCGUCCAGACGGACCGCGAGACCUUCAUCAAAACCCCCGAGUGCCAGACCAGACCAGCACCGAGCUCCAGCUCCAGCCCGCCCAAAAAACUGGACCUGGACUCUAUCAGCAUGAGUCUGGGUGUGGGUCCAGGGCCGCCUCCUCUACCGGGUAGCUCCGCCCCUCCUCCUGCUCCGCCCUUACCUGGACUCUCACAUGCCCCGCCCCCACCCAGUCUACCAGGAGCUCCGCCCCCUCCUCCACCUCUGCCUGGAGCCUGGAGCCCUGCCCCUCCUCCUCCCCUACCUGGUUUACCAGGAGCUCCGCCUCCUCCCCCGCCUCCACCCGGAGCCACCCCUCCUCCACCUCCACCUGGUUUACCAGGAGCCCCGCCCCCUCCUCCACCUCCACCCGGACUCCCGGGAGCUCCGCCCCCUCCUCCACCCAUACCGGGCUGUGGCGUUCCUCCUCCACCUGCUUUCGGUGGCUUUGGCUUCAGUCAAGCAACGGAGAAAGCUCCACGUAAACCGGCCGUGGAACCGGCCUGCCCCAUGAAACCUCUCUACUGGAGCCGCAUCCAGAUUCAGGACAACAAUAAUAACACACUCUGGAGUUCACUGGAAGAGCCUGAUAUCAUAGACACCAAAGAGUUUGAGGAUCUGUUCUCCAAAGCCACUGUCCAGCCCAAGAAGAAGCCACUGUCAGACACAUACGAGAAGAAGAACAAAGCCAAGAAGAUCGUCAAGCUGCUGGAUGGCAAGCGCUCUCAGGCCGUGGGAAUACUGAUCUCCAGCCUCCACCUGGAGAUGAAGGACAUUCAGCAGGCGGUUCUGACGGUGGAUCAUUCUGUGGUGGAUCUGGAGACCAUCGAAGCUUUAUAUGAGAACAGAGCUCAGCCUGAAGAACUGGAGAAGAUCAAGAAACAUUACGAGACGUCUAAAGAAGACGAGGUGAAGCUGCUGGAUAAACCCGAACAAUUCCUGUAUGAACUCUCUCAGAUUCCCGACUUCGCCCGGCGAGCGCACUGCAUCAUAUUCCAGUCUGUGUUCCAGGACUCCAUGUCAUCCGUCCAUCGCAAGGUGGACAUCAUCUCUACUGUGUGCAAGGCGUUUCUGGAGAACGAGAGCGUGAAGGACGUGAUCGGCCUCAUCCUGGCCUUCGGGAACUACAUGAACGGCGGGAACCGGACCCGAGGUCAGGCGGACGGAUUCGGUCUGGACAUUCUGCCUAAACUAAAAGAUGUCAAGAGCAGGGACAACCGGAUCAGUCUGGUGGAUUACGUGGUGUCUUACUACCUGAGAAACAUGGACGAGAACGCCGGAACAGAGAAGAGUGUUUUCCCGCUUCCAGAACCUCCGGAUCUGUUCCACGCCGCUCAGGUCAAGUUUGAAGAUCUCGAAAAAGACCUGCGCAAGUUAAAGAAGGAGCUGACAGCGUGUGUGAAGGAGGUUGGGCAGGUGUGUGAAAACUCUUCUGAGGAACAUCUACAACCCUUCAAGGACAAGAUGGAGACCUUCAUCAGCACCGCACAAUCUCAGUCCGAGACCGAAGACGAGCGGCUGCAGGCGGCGCAGAAGAGUUUCCAGGAAAUGGUGAAGUACUUCGGUCUCAAACCCAAGUCUGGAGAGAAGGAGGUUUCUCCAAACUUCAUCUUCAUGCUUUGGUACGAGUUCUGCAAUGAUUUCAAGAACACCUGGAACCGAGAGAAUAAAAACAUCUCCAAGGAGAGACUGAAAGAAGCUCAGCAAACCGUCCAGAAAAUCACAGCCGAGAAGAAAGUGGAGACGAAGAAGAUCAACGCAAACAGUCUGAAAGAGCGUCUGCGAAGGAAAGAAGCCGGCGUUUCGUCCAGCUGAAGACACGAGGCUCCAGAGAGAAACAUCAGUGACGUCUAAUCAUCAGUGCCUCGUGUUCAAACUCGCUUCUGCACCUUCAUCACUCGUCCUCCUCCUCACCGCUCGGACCUAUGCAACGUCCUCCGUCGUGUCCGCGUGACCUCCUGGAACAUGACCACACGGUCAGAUUUUAUUGACCUUUUUUAAUUUCUACGUUUAUUAUUAGGUGCGAUAAACGUUGAGCAUCAGCAUCCGCGAGACCCGGAGACCCGCGUCUUCUGAUUUAUUGCAUUUUGUUUUUUGUCGUUUUAUUAAAAAUAUUUGCAUUGAAA
Messenger RNA from Puntigrus tetrazona (Sumatra barb), 4115 nucleotides. RefSeq names its product formin-1. Gene Ontology annotation, molecular function: microtubule binding. NCBI's taxonomy places the organism in Eukaryota, Metazoa, Chordata, Actinopteri, Cypriniformes, Cyprinidae. Gene Ontology annotation, cellular component: endoplasmic reticulum membrane; nucleus; actin filament. The record is from RefSeq and is a predicted model, not a curated record. Gene Ontology annotation, biological process: actin nucleation.